This is a messenger RNA of Cylas formicarius (sweet potato weevil), 1973 nucleotides long. RefSeq lists its product as uncharacterized. The record is from RefSeq and is a predicted model, not a curated record. Bases 577 to 954 code for a protein of 125 amino acids. Lineage: Eukaryota; Metazoa; Arthropoda; Insecta; Coleoptera; Brentidae. Gene Ontology annotation, biological process: hemocyte migration. The transcript has 2 exons.
GUUUUGGUCUAUUUCAAUGAAAAAAGUUUUAAAACUUUAAGAUGGAAGUUGCAACCCUUAGUGGUUUUGGAAAUAUGAAAAUAUUUUUCCGAUAUUUCGUUGAUUAGUUUAGUAGUUAAACUUUUGUGUUGUUUAAAUAUCGAUAAAUAAAAUGAAGGACAAAUGCGUAAUUUAGAUGUUUAGGUAAAUAUUUGCUUUAAUCAUUUAGCCUAAUUGCAAUAUGAUGCAUUAGUACGGAAUAUCCCAAAGUGCACUUCAUUUUUGGGUCGCAUGUCCUGAAUCUAUAACUAAGUAGGCAACGAUUAAUUUUCGAAUUUUCCGGCAGACAGCUGCACGUAUUUACUUAAUUCGAAACACGUUACGAGCAAAUCGCAAUAAACAGUCAAUAAAAUAAUUACCGGUUAUAAUUUAUCGCGAAAACGACGUCGCGACUCAAAGAUCCUGCAAAACGUUCGAUUGAGUCGGCAGUCGGACUUUCCGAAGUUAAUCUUAUCAAAAGCGCCACCGCACCGCAACCACUAUGAACCGCGUUCGUCGCGCCUUAUCUCCACGUUCUAAGUUCGUAAUCAAGCAAUAAUGACGCAGAUCGCGAUCUUAUCGGCAACUUUACUAGCGAUAAAUUUGAUGGUCUUGUGCUAUGGCGAUCUAAAGAGUUUCAGUGAACAUUUGGACCGCAUCGAGCGUUUCAGGUGCGCCAAGCCACAGCCCAGAAUGAUACCGUAUGAAGACUUGGCGACCGAAAGGAAUCUCACUGGAUUGAUAGUUUAUCCUUGGGCAACGGUACUGCACAGGUGCAAUUUUGCUGGUUCCUGCGACAAGAAAUCAAUCUGCCAAAAUAAGACCACCGAAUUUGUUGAUAUUACAGUCACCAUCAACUAUAGGGAGUAUUAUACAUUUAAAGCCGUAAACCAUACGUCAUGUUUCUGCGGCGCCUCAGGGAAGAUUAAGCGAUAAUUGUUUGUUGGAGUGUCGUAAGGAGUUAAGUUGCUUCAUACUAAAUAAAGAUAAAGAAUGUCUAAAAGUCUGUAUCUAUUCCCAAAGCUUCUAAAUACGGCCUCCACAAUGUAGGUUACCGGUUUGGCGAGAUGAAUCAGACCCCCUGAUUUUGAUCAAUUGUAUUAUCGGAUUGAGUAUACUAAUGCCAUGGAUAUAUCAAAGUGCUUUCUCUCACUAACAUCCUGAUGUAAUUUCGACAAAACAUCAAAACCAGUAAAGGAAUAAAAACAAGGAACAGACAAAAAAUGGAGGUUAAGUAGUCCGAUUCAAGGCACCAACAACGGUUGUUUCACGCGACGGAAAAUAGCAAUACAACAAAUUACACGGUGAUUGACAAAUAUUAUACAAUUUUAAUAAAAAUACACAUUAUUUAAUCAUUUAGAUAUAAACUUUUGCUGGGUGGCCUAUCUGCUUUUAUUUUAAUUUGGAAGUCGAAGAAAUUAAAUUCCAAGAUAUUGUAGAGUGAGAAAAUAAGAAUUUUUCAAAUCAGAAUUAAAAGCAAUUGCCUUUAUUCUGAAUUAUUUAUCCGUAAUAAGUGUUAAGUAAUUAUCUUUUUAUUUUUUAGACUACAGUAAAAAAAAGUUUUGGUUAGUUUGUGUGACAAAUAUUAAUUCAAAUAUCAAUUUAUCUGCAAAUGCAGAAAAACUGUUAGACAAUCUUUAUUGACAUGGAUAUACUGACAAUUAAAUAAAUGAAACAGUAAAGUAUGAGGUAUUUCUUAUUUUGACUGGUUUCCUUGAUAAUCUCGAGAAGAAUUUAAUUUAAGUCCAACGUGCCAACCUUUUUAAAGAUUGAAUUGCACAUGGAACUAGACAUUUAAAUGAAAGUUUAGAUUACAUCGUUAUUUACUGUGAGCUUGAAAUAAAUUUUGAUCUCUACAGUGACAAUAAUUUAGUUAAUUCAACUGAGAGUUUAGAAAGGACAGCGGAAUUUCAGCGAGAAUGUACUAUUUGAUUUAGUACGUAAUACUAUAUCAA